This is a messenger RNA of Aspergillus calidoustus, 1668 nucleotides long. The record is from the annotation of a GenBank genome assembly. Lineage: Eukaryota; Fungi; Ascomycota; Eurotiomycetes; Eurotiales; Aspergillaceae.
AUGAGCGACCAGCAUGAACCCCAAUCGUCCCCAGCGAUCCACAACGUUCCUCUCAAUGACGUCGAAUCCUGUCUCGAAUCCGAAUCGCGGAGUCGCGCUUUUCCUUGGUCCAACUUCGAAAGUCUAUCAGCUUCAGAUAUUGUUUCCGACCCUUCUAAGCUCUCCGCGCUCAUCGAACACUUCUCCGAAAACUGGCAGGAUUAUUUAGAAGAUUGGUUCACGAAGCUGGGAAUCGUCAUUACCCCCAGCUACCUACAACACUUGGUCGGUGGUCAACCGCCUCCACAGACGAAACUUCAUGCGAUUGCAGCGCUGGAUGGGUUGCGAGGAUGGGCCUGCUUGCUGGUUUUUAACUUCCAUUUCCUUUUCACCUAUACAUGGAAGGUCGCCGUUGGUUGGGGAUUCAACAAUGACAAUUUUUACCUCUACCAAUUGCCAAUCAUCCACGUCCUCGUCUCAGGUCACAUUAUGGUCGCCAUAUUCUUCGUGAUAUCCGGAUAUGUGCUUUCCUAUAAACCUCUCAAAUUGAUCCGCAACCGCUCCUGGGAAGAGACAUUCGUCACAUUGGCGUCUUCAACAUUCCGACGCGGCCUCCGAUUGUACGUCCCUUCGAUAGUCGGCAUUUUUCUGGUCCUGGUCGCCGUACGCAUAGGCGUGUACAACUACUCACAAACGGUUCUGUACGAGGGACACACCAUCAGGGGCACCAACGAGCAGCAUCCACCGAUUAUGGUCAAAUCACUUGUCAAGCAGUUGUGGGAUUGGUAUGCAACAAUUGCGCGAUUAAUGGAUCCUUUCGACUGGGCCCUAUACUACAACAACUACAACCCCCACCUGUGGACCAUACCUGUCGAAUUCCGCAGCUCUAUUGUCCUAUUCCUCACGAUUCUCGCCACCUCCCGCGUCAAGACAGCCGUGCGCAUCUCCCUAGUCAGCACUCUGGUCUGGUUUUGCAUGCGCUACGGCCGAUGGGACGUUGUCCUAUUCUUAUCUGGCAUGCUUAUGGCUGAAGCCGAUCUCAUACAAGGCCUUUGGGAUAAAAGCCCAUCUGCGGAAGAGGAACUGAAAGAAAAACAGGGUUGGAGCGCCCAUACCACUCCCUCGACAUCCAAACCUCGACAACCAUUCCGCCUAUUGAGCCCUAAGCGCUGGAUCGCCCUCUUAAUCCUAGGACUCUAUUUCGGCUCGACGCCAAACACCGGCUACAAGUUCACCCCAUUCUUCAUGUGGACAUGGCACGUCACGCCCAAAACAUACCCCGAACCGCACCGCUUCCCGCAAACGCUCGGCGCAAUCAUGAUCGUCUAUAGUAUAAACCACUCAAAGGACAUCCAAAAGCUUUUUGUCAACCCCGUCUCGCAAUAUCUAGGCAAAAUCUCCUUCGCAUUCUACAUUGUCCACGGACCCAUCCUCCACUCAUUGGGUUACUCUCUCAUGCCGAAUAUCUGGAACAUCACCGGGAAGGAGACGAACUUCCAGUACUGUUUGGGUUUCUUCAUCGGCUGGGCGAUCUGUCUUCCCAUCUCUCUCUGGGCGGGCGAUCUCUUUUGGCGCCUGGUUGAUAUUCCGAGUGUUAGUUUAGCGAGGUGGAUCGAAGGGAAGGUUUUGGCGAGAACGGGCGGGGGUGGGAUGAAGAAGUCACAGAAAGAGACUUCGCUUGCUCAUUGA